This is a messenger RNA of Cicer arietinum (chickpea), 1931 nucleotides long. Its product is annotated as ferredoxin--nitrite reductase, chloroplastic. Lineage: Eukaryota; Viridiplantae; Streptophyta; Magnoliopsida; Fabales; Fabaceae. Gene Ontology annotation, molecular function: iron-sulfur cluster binding; heme binding; oxidoreductase activity. The record is from RefSeq and is a predicted model, not a curated record.
AUGUCUUCUUUCUCUGUUCGUUUCCUCACACCUCCAUCUAUCUCUCGUCCCAAAACAUGGAUAUUAUCAGCUGCAACUCCAUCAUUUGCUCCAUCAGUUUCUUCACAAGUUGAUGCAACAAGGUUGGAGCCUAGGGUUGAGGAAAAAGAUGGUUACUGGGUUUUGAAGGAAGAGUACAGGGGAGGUAUUAAUCCUCAGGAAAAAGUUAAACUUCAGAAAGAACCCAUGAAGCUUUUCAUGGAAGGUGGGAUUCAUGAUUUGGCUAAUAUGUCUCUUGAGGAAAUUGAAAGCUCUAAGCUUACAAAAGAUGAUAUUGAUGUUAGACUCAAAUGGCUUGGUCUUUUUCACAGGAGAAAACAUCACUAUGGUAGAUUUAUGAUGAGACUGAAACUUCCAAAUGGGGUAUCAACAAGUGAACAAACACGAUACUUGGCGAGUGUCAUAAGAAAGUAUGGAAAAGAUGGGUGUGCUGAUGUUACAACAAGACAGAAUUGGCAAAUUAGAGGUGUAGUGUUACCUGAUGUACCAGAAAUUCUUAAGGGUCUUGCAGAGGUUGGGUUGACAAGUCUUCAGAGUGGCAUGGACAAUGUGAGAAACCCUGUUGGUAACCCUCUUGCUGGGUUUGAUCCUGAUGAGAUUGUUGAUACAAGACCUUACACCAACUUGUUGUCUCAAUUCAUCACUGCUAAUUCACUUGGAAACCCAACCAUUACAAACUUGCCAAGGAAGUGGAAUGUAUGUGUGGUGGGUUCUCAUGAUCUUUUUGAGCAUCCACAUAUUAAUGAUCUUGCUUACAUGCCUGCUAACAAGGAAGGUAGAUUUGGAUUCAACUUAUUGGUGGGCGGUUUCUUUAGUCCCAAGAGAUGUGCAGAAGCAGUUCCACUUGAUGCAUGGGUCUCUGCAGAUGACGUUAUCCCACUUUGUAAAGCUGUUCUUGAGACAUAUAGAGACCUUGGCACCAGAGGCAAUAGACAGAAAACCAGAAUGAUGUGGUUGAUUGAUGAACUGGGAAUAGAAGUAUUCAGAUCAGAGGUGGAAAAAAGAAUGCCAGAGAAGAAGCUUUCAAGAGCAUCCCAAGAAGAUCUUAUUCAAAAAAAAUGGGAAAGAAGAGACUACUUAGGUGUUCAUCCACAAAAACAAGAGGGUUUAAGCUAUGUUGGUAUUCACAUUCCAGUUGGUAGAAUCCAAGCAGAUGAGAUGGACGAGCUAGCUCGUUUGGCCGACGAAUAUGGCACAGGGGAACUCCGGCUAACCGUGGAACAAAACAUAAUAAUCACAAAUGUAGAAAACUCAAAACUUAAUGCAUUGCUUCAAGAGCCUCUCUUGAAAGACAAAUUCUCACCUUCACCUUCCAUACUAAUGAAAACCCUUGUGGCAUGCACUGGUAACCAAUUUUGUGGACAAGCUAUAAUUGAGACAAAAGCAAGGGCUUUGAAAGUGACUGAAGAAGUUGAGAGACAAGUGGCAGUGUUUAAACCAGUUAGAAUGCACUGGACUGGUUGUCCUAACACUUGUGGACAAGUGCAAGUUGCUGAUAUUGGUUUUAUGGGCUGCAUGACUAGGGAUGAAAAUGGUAAGAUUACUGAAGGGGUAGAUAUUUUCCUUGGUGGAAGAAUUGGAAGUGAUUCUCAUCUAGCUGAGGUUUAUAAGAAGGGUGUUCCUUGUAAGGACUUGGUGCCAAUUGUGGCAGAUAUAUUGGUAAAAUAUUUUGGUGCUGUCCAAAGGAAUAGAGAAGAAGGGGAUGAUUAAAGUAUAUAGGUAGUUGGUGAUUUUUGGUUGUUAAUUCGAUGUACUAUAUUUUGUUUACAUAAAAUUAUUUAGUGUCCUGUCCAAAAAUGAAACCACAAGUGAUGGUUGAGAUGCAGCAUGCUAGUUAUUAUGCACUUGUACAUUUGGAUAUGACAUUAUUCAUUACUAGUUUCUCAGUUACA